CGCAGCCACCCAAAACGACUGAAGAAAGCUGACACCGUAGUUCGCCUUACAAAUGACCUGUGGUUUCGAGUUUGGCCGUCUUCCGCAACAUGUUUCAUCUUGGGUUUCAAGGCUUCUUGACUUCGGGAUCGUCGACUUCAAGGGCAGCACAGCGGUGGACUGCCCAGCCACUCUACAUUCUGGUGCAGACCUGAUAGUCUCAUUGUCUGUAUAUAUCCGUGCAUCUGCAUUCAAACCACCGAGUACUUCCGCGGAGGGGGCACCGAAGGCGAUGUUCAAUCAGGGACAAGAUACACAAGAUGAACAAACUCUCAGAGAACGCAAAUCUGCGCUACUCUCUCUCUUCGAUGCUGUCAACCUCCGCCCUUGUAGGGGAGCCCGCGUCCAAGAUAAUGACAACAUGAUAAAUGGAUCUGAUGGCAUGAACAAUAAACCGACGCAACAUCCCGGCGAUGCCAAGAAAAAGAGAGUUGAAAUUGUUGGUGACGGCGAGGAAGUAGAAAUAGAAGAUGACGAGGAGUUAUCUGACGUCAUCUACAAGAAGCGGGUAUCAUUUUAUGGAUUCUCCGGCACCUUUACAUUAACACUAAGGGGAUACCAGAAACAAGCGCUUAUGUGGAUGCAUUCAAGGGAAUCAGGCGAAAUGUCUGCUAGAGAAGCUGUGUCUAUGCACCCUCUAUGGAGCAAGUAUGCUUUUCCUGCUGAACCUCGAGAUGGUAUAAUCGAUCUGACUGCAGACGAGAAGCCGUUCUACUUCAACCCUUACUCUGGAGAACUCAGUCUUGACUUUCCUAAGGCCGAACGCACACUCAAAGGAGGGAUCCUCGCAGCUGAUUCAUUUAUCUCAGUGGGAAUGGGAAAAACCAUUAUGUUAUCUGCUCUCAUUCAUACAAACCGAGAUCCGGAACCUAUUCUUCCUGACGAUACUUCCAGGGAUCUUGCACGCAUUCGUCAGCUGAAACUUGACAAUGCCUUUCGAUCAAGAGCUCUCAGGCAAACAAAUAAGCCUACCAAAGGCCCUUCUGCAACAUUGAUUGUUGCUCCUACCUCACUGCUCUCCCAGUGGCACGAGGAACUCCAGCGGUCGAGUGCACCAGGGACCCUCAAAAUCAGUGUCUGGCACGGACAGAAUAGGCUGGACCUGGACGGUAUAGAAGAUAAUUCGAUGGAUGAUGCGUCUAUCACCGUGAUUAUUACAUCCUACGGCGUACUUGCCUCCGAACACUCCAAACUGCUCAAGUCUGGUGGUCAAUCUUCUAUUUUCCAAGUGGAGUGGCUGCGAGUCAUUUUGGACGAAGCUCAUCACUGCAAGUCCAGGACAAGUAAGACCGCACGAGCUGUGUAUGCUCUUCGUGCUAGACGUAGAUGGGCCGUAACAGGAACUCCCAUUGUCAAUAAACUGGAGGACCUUCAUUCGCUUCUACUGAAGCCAUUUGCCAGUUUCAUUGCUGUGCCAUUCCUUCCUCGCGAUCCCAAAGCAAUAGAAAUAGUGCAAGUAAUCCUCGAGAGUGUCCUUCUCCGACGCGAGAAGAACAUGCGUGAUAACUCUGGCAAACACAUCAUCGAAUUACCUGCGAAGGAAAUCACUGUCGAUACACUGCACUUUACACCUGCAGAACAAAAGAUAUACGACUCUAUUUACAAUGCAGCAAAGCGGAAUUUCGAUCAGCUCAACGCAAAAGGGCUCGUAGGCAAAAACUACACCCACAUUCUGGCUAUGAUUAUGAGACUGCGCCAGGCAGUGCUUCAUCCAGAUCUGGUCACUGAUACUAGCGAUGGGAUAGUGACUAAACCUUCUGGACACUCCAAAGAUGGAGCGAUCGACAUGGACACCCUGCUGAAUGACAUCUCAGAGGGUGAUUCGGAGAGUGGCUUGAAAGCAGCCUAUGCUGAGAGUGUUUUAGCCAACCUUGACAUGUCCAAUGAUGCAGAAUGCCCAAUCUGCCUUGAUGUGAUGCAGACACCGUCCAUCAUCCCUCCCUGUAUGCAUCAAUGUUGCAAAGAAUGCAUUAUAUCAUAUCUUGCGACAUGCACGGACAAGGGAGAGGUGCCACGAUGCCCGACGUGCUCACAUGGACCAGUCAAGGAGCAAGAUCUCAUUGAGGUUCCCCGGUCGUCUGGUCAAGGUAGCCCACACCAGGAGUCCACAGGGGACGAAAAAGAAGGGACGUCAACGUCAGAAGUCUUCCUGUGCCGAAAUGAUUUUAGAUCAUCCACGAAACUGGAUGCGCUGGUACAAAACCUUAGACGAAUUCGAGAUCAAGACCCAUACUUCCGUGCUGUUGUCUUCUCGCAGUUUACGUCCUUCCUUUCGCUUAUCUCUGUGGUGCUGGACCGUGAACGCCUGUCGUGGUACCGUUUUGAUGGAUCAAUGGACCUCAAGAAGCGCAAUGCUGCCAUAUCAGAAUUCAAGCAGAACGAGCGGAAGCCCAAGGUUCUCAUUGUCAGCUUGAAAGCAGGUGGCGUUGGUCUGAACAUGGACUGCUGGUGGAACGCGGCGACUGAAAAUCAAGCCAUCGAUCGCGUGCACCGAAUAGGCCAAGAGAAAACCGUCUAUGUCAAACGCUUUAUAGUCGAUCACACCAUCGAAGGCCGCAUACUCCAGAUCCAAAAACGCAAGACCGCCAUCGUCAAAGAGGCAUUCCGAGGGAGCGAUAGAUCGGGCAAAGUAGACCCGGAGAGUCUCGAGAAUCUGAAAGUUAUAUUUGGUGAUGAUUAA
Messenger RNA from Suillus fuscotomentosus, 2719 nucleotides. RefSeq names its product SNF2 family N-terminal domain-containing protein. Gene Ontology annotation, molecular function: ATP-dependent chromatin remodeler activity; metal ion binding; ATP binding. The coding region runs from base 53 to 2719 and encodes 888 amino acids. NCBI's taxonomy places the organism in Eukaryota, Fungi, Basidiomycota, Agaricomycetes, Boletales, Suillaceae. The record is from RefSeq and is a predicted model, not a curated record. The transcript is spliced from 16 exons.